Molecule: messenger RNA, 2789 nt
Organism: Petromyzon marinus (sea lamprey)
Lineage: Eukaryota; Metazoa; Chordata; Hyperoartia; Petromyzontiformes; Petromyzontidae
Product: sialate O-acetylesterase-like
Biological process (GO): carbohydrate metabolic process
Molecular function (GO): sialate O-acetylesterase activity
Source: RefSeq, a predicted model, not a curated record
AACCAUCACUGGCGACAAAAAAGGCAGUCAGAUUUGGUUCUUGCCACCCCCACCCCUUCGUGUGCUGUCUCAGCCUUAAAAGGUGAUCGCGAACGCAGCAUGCCUCAAGAGUCAGGUGAAGGCCAUACAGUACGUGCCAUAGGUGCUACGUGCUCCCGCUGUGAACACGAAGCCGUUUUUCCAGUUCUCUGCAAUCUGCGUACACGGGAGUUGUGACUUCACGGGCAGCUCAGAGGAUCCUGGCGACUGACAGGUUCGCGAGUGGAGGAGCGGCCAAGCUUGUUCAACUGCUCUGUUGUGCGCAUGUAAAGGCCGACCAUGGUGUCGAAGGGUCAAGUGAGUGAGGGAAGUGAGCUCAAGAGUUUACCUCAAGAAGAUAUCACUUUCACUUCAUUUCGAACAACACCAUCACCAUCAUCACACCCCCAUCAUCAUCCAAGGACGAAGUUUUCUGUGCCUGUGCUGGUGGUGCUGAUUGGAGUCGCGAUGGUGGCGUGCUUGGUAGCACUGGUGGUGAAUCGCACACAUGAGGCUCCUAACAACACCUCCACAUCUACCUCCACGCGCUUGGCUCAAACAUUCCACUUGGCCUCCUAUUAUGGUCCUGCAGAGGGGACCACAUGGCGCCUUCGUGUGGGGGUUCGGGAAGGCAGGAGCCGAGGUGGUCGUGAGACUCUACAAUGGGAGCAGGGACUUGCUACAAGAGCACAGGAGCAACGUGUCGGCAGAGUCACAAACGUGGUCCGUCACCCUGGACCCCAUGGAUGCUGGGGGGCCGUUCUCUCUCAAUGCCACCCAGUGGAGCCCUGUGGGGAGCGGCCCUGGGGGGGAAGUGGCGUGGGCGGAAGUUGUGAUCAGCGACGUCUGGUUCGGGGAAGUUUGGCUUUGCGUGGGGCAGAGCAACAUGCAGAUGACUGUGAACCAGGUAGUGAAUGCGAGUUGGGAGCUGACUCAAGCCGCCAACUUCUCUCUCAUCCGUCUGUUCGCUGUCUCCUUGAAGACAUCACUCCAGCCUCUAGAUGACUUUGCAUCAGUCGCACUCCCCUGGAGUCUCCCCACAGCUGACCGCCUAGGCAUGGGAGACUACACCGUCUUCUCGGCCGUCUGUUGGUUCUUUGGCCGGAACCUACACCGCACUCUGGGGGUCCCCGUGGGGUUGGUGCAGUCCUGCUGGGGGGGUACCCCCAUUGAAUCCUGGUCCUCGCCCCGAGCCCUGGCGCGCUGUGGACUCAAUGCACAGCCUCAGAGCAGUGGUCAACUCGAACCGACAGUGCUGUGGAACGCAAUGAUUCACCCUCUGCUGAAUAUGACCCUCAAAGGGGUAAUCUGGUACCAAGGUGAGAGAAACACUGGGCACAACACUGACCUGUACAACUGCAGCUUCCCGGCCAUGAUUAACGACUGGCGUCGGGAAUUCUACACAGCCACCAAUGGCAACACAGACCCGCUUCUGCCCUUUGGAUUUGCACAGAUCUCCACCAGUGACCCAUAUGACAACACGGAUUCAUAUCCUCGCAUUCGCUGGCACCAGUCUGCAGACUACGGUUUCACCCCAAACUCGCGAAUGCCCAAAACCUUCAUGGCCGUCACCAUCGACUUGUGUGACCGCACUUCCAUCUAUGGGUGGAUCCACCCACGCUACAAGCAGGAGGUUGCCACCCGUCUACUGCUGGGUGCGAUGUCUGUUGCAUACAAUGACAGUUCCUCCAUAUUCCAAGGCCCCUUCCCAGAAUUGGCCAUUGUGAACCUCACAACCCAAAUGCUCAUCAUCAAAUAUGGACAGGAGCUAAUCCACCACAAUGGGGGACGGGGCGAUUUUCAGAUCUGCUGUUCCCAAGUGCGCGGUCAGUGUCUCAAUGAGGACUGGAACCAAGCUCCAAUCCUCUCUGUACAAGCCCAGAGUGUCUUCCUCAACAUCUCCACCUGCAUCAGCACCAGCAGGGCUGUGACGUCCGUCCGCUACGCUUGGUCCAACUGGCCAUGUGAACUCUACGCUUGUGCCCUCUAUGGAGCGGGGCCCACCGCACUACCAGCACCCCCCUUCAUUAAGGACGUGCCAUUGGAGGUAGUUUAUAACAGCAGUGUUGGGGGUGUUCCUAACGGCAGUGUCGGGGGUGUUCCUAACGGCAGUGUCGGGGGUGUUCCUAAUGGCGGUGUCGGGGGGGUUCCUAACAGCAGUGUUGAUGGGGCCCUUUUUGGUCAUGUUGAGGGGUUCAUAAUGUUCAUGUUGGUGGGGUUCACAAUGACUGUGUCAAUGGGUUUAUAAUACCAUGGCUGGUAAGCUGUCAUUCUUUCUUCAUCCACGGGACCCCGGCUGGGGUCUCCCCCUUGCCCUCAGACAAAGACCAUAAUACAUAUUGCUACGUCGACACUGAAUGAUAUACCGAAAUAAAAUUUCCCACAGUAUGGGCAGUACUCGGCUUAAUUAAUUAAUUCCUGAGACCUGUUCGUAGGUCGAGUGGUUCGUAGGUCGAGUGGUUCGUAGAUCAGAACACAAUAAUGCACUGUAUUUAAAUGCUCAUAUGGUCAGUGUUAUGAAAUGUGUUACAAUUCAACAAAAAGGGAAUAAUUUUGUCACUCAUAAUUAAGAAGAAAUACUGUACAUAUGAAAGUGACAACGUAAAAAAAGACUCUUACCUAUGAAAGUAAUUUUUUUGUCUGUCUGCACAUGCCUUGCAAUGCUUUUAACUGACAAUUAAUGUUAAUAAUUGAUAGUGGAAUGUAUUACAAAUGUAAACUUUGUAUUAAUGAUGGAAUUAAGCUGCGGUAACGACAUUAAAGAUAUGAAU